Lodderomyces jiufengensis is the source of this 1188-nucleotide messenger RNA. Its product is annotated as palmitoyltransferase. Gene Ontology annotation, molecular function: protein-cysteine S-palmitoyltransferase activity. The record is from RefSeq and is a predicted model, not a curated record. NCBI's taxonomy places the organism in Eukaryota, Fungi, Ascomycota, Pichiomycetes, Serinales, Debaryomycetaceae. Gene Ontology annotation, biological process: protein targeting to membrane; peptidyl-L-cysteine S-palmitoylation. The transcript has a single exon. Gene Ontology annotation, cellular component: endoplasmic reticulum; Golgi apparatus. The coding region runs from base 1 to 1188 and encodes 395 amino acids.
AUGACAGCAGUUACUAAUAAAUUAGCUAAAUAUAACAAGCUCGUUGUACCAAUUGGUAUUGUAUUUGGUUUAGCAUAUUUAAAUUUUGCAUUAAAUUAUUCCUUGGGCUAUAAAGAAGUUUAUAAACAUCAUUCAAAUUCAAUUGCUAUUAUACUUUGGUGUUUAAGUGGAUUUUGUCAAAUUUGCAUUUUUGUUUAUUGGUUCCUAAUUUUAUAUGUUGGCCCUGGCAAAUCUCCAAAAUUUCCACAACUCAACUUAUAUAACAAUACAGAUUCAGUUGAUGAAUUAUUGCCAGUGCCUGAUGUAUUUCUUUGCGAUGAAUUUGGGUUUCCUCAAUAUGACUCCCAUACUCAAUCAAUAAAAACAGACAGAUCAUUUUAUUCAAAAAAUUUGGAGUACAUUGUUCUAAAAUAUGAUCAUCAUUGUUUAUGGGUCGGUAAAAGUAUUGGAUUAACUAAUUAUGUAUAUUUUAUGAAGUUCUGCUUCUGGUUUUUAAGUUUGUUUAUCAUCAUGUUAAUCUAUACUGCGUGUUACACUAGAUCAUCAAUCUCAAGAGGUGAAAUUAAUCAUAAUUUUAUUAUCAUGUAUAUCGCAUGUGGGCUAUGGUUACCCAUGAUUUUAGCUUUAUACAUAUCUCACUUAAGAUAUAUUUGCUUAAACAUGACUACAUUGGAUGAUAUAACAUUGGGUCAAAGAAAACGUUAUGAAAGGUAUAAAGAAAGAAGACAAUCAGAAACUACUAAUCCUUGUCUAAAUCCUAGAAAACCAAGGAAAGAGAAAGGCAUUAGGUAUGUUAGUGUGAAAAAGGACAAUUUUAGAUUGAUUGUAAAAUAUGAUAUUAAAGAACGACCUUUUGACAUGGGUUGGAGAAGAAAUUGGAUAAACUUGAUGUUUAACGGGAAUAGAAAUCAUGGAAGAUCAGAUAGUUACUACACAAACACAAAAUUAAUACUUUCUAUAAUCCUAUUUUUGUGUCCAUUCAUAGAAAUACCAGUUGAGAUGAGGUAUAGACAAAGACAGAGCCAUCAAUUUGAUGUUGAAAAUUAUCCUAAAUCUAUAGAGAGAACCAUUGCUGAAUAUGAUUGGUUUUCAAGUAAGUACAAUUCUGCGUUUUUGACGAGGAUUCAAACAAAAGUUGAUGAAAAAGACUGUUAUAUACCUAGUUAUCUAGUCGGGAAAGAGUUAUAG